AUGGAAGAUGAAUACGUCAAUCCAAAACAUAAAAGAAAAAAGACUAACAUCAUCAAUCGCCAUUAUUAUGAGGUUGAAAAUUUCAACACGGUGUUAGAUAUGCAAUUACAAGAGCUUGACAACAGUUUUAGCGAGGUAACGACCGAAUUACUUACAUGUAUUGGUAGUUUGAGUCCGGAUGAUAACUUUAGUGCAUAUAAUGUUCAAAAGAUUUUAAGGUUGGCCGAGUUUUAUCCGUUUGAUUUUAGUUAUGAAGAAAGAGAAUCUCUUAUGAUUGAACUAGGCAACUACAUUAUUAUUAUGAGAAAAGAUGGAAUGUUUGCUAACCUAAAUGGGAUAUCUAAUCUUGCAAAGAGGAUGGUGGAAACAAAGAAACAUUUGAGGUAUACAUUGGUCUAUCGUUUAUUGAAGUUAGCAUUGAUUCUACCGGUUGCAACGGCAAGUGUUGAGAGGUGUUUUUCGUCAAUGAAACAUGUGAAGACGGAUUUGCGUAAUCGAAUGGGUGAUGAUUAUAUGAACGAUUGUUGCAUUUGUUAUAUCGAAAGAGACCUUCUUGCCAAUGUUUCGGUCGACAUGUAUUGGAUCGUUUUCAAAAGAUGA
Helianthus annuus (common sunflower) is the source of this 600-nucleotide messenger RNA. RefSeq lists its product as uncharacterized. Bases 1 to 600 code for a protein of 199 amino acids. The transcript has a single exon. Lineage: Eukaryota; Viridiplantae; Streptophyta; Magnoliopsida; Asterales; Asteraceae. Gene Ontology annotation, molecular function: protein dimerization activity. The record is from RefSeq and is a predicted model, not a curated record.